This is a messenger RNA of Lachancea thermotolerans CBS 6340, 1056 nucleotides long. RefSeq names its product polyubiquitin-binding protein UFD1 (gene UFD1). The transcript has a single exon. Bases 1 to 1056 code for a protein of 351 amino acids. Lineage: Eukaryota; Fungi; Ascomycota; Saccharomycetes; Saccharomycetales; Saccharomycetaceae. Gene Ontology annotation, molecular function: polyubiquitin modification-dependent protein binding. The record is from RefSeq and is a predicted model, not a curated record. Gene Ontology annotation, cellular component: VCP-NPL4-UFD1 AAA ATPase complex.
AUGUUUUCAGGAUUUGGUGGCUUUGGGGGAUUCAAUGCCGGGUUCGUCAACAUCCCGCAGAAGUUUGAGGAUUUCUUUAGAUGCUACCCUAUUUCAAUGAUGAACGACCGAAUUAGAAAGGACGACGCCAACUUUGGCGGAAAAAUAUUCCUACCUCCCAGUGCUCUCAAUAAGCUGACAAUGUUAAAUGUUAGAUACCCAAUGUUGUUUGAGCUGACAGUCCCAGACACCAAAAAAGUCACACACGGGGGCGUUUUAGAGUUUAUUGCAGAAGAGGGGAGAGUAUAUUUGCCACAGUGGAUGAUGGAAACUCUUGGAGUGAAUCCGGGGUCUUUACUCCAGAUUGCUUCCACUGAUGUUCCAUUAGGUCAGUUUGUGAAAAUCGAACCGCAGUCGGUCGAUUUUCUAGACAUAUCAGACCCUAAGGCUGUGUUGGAAAACGUACUUCGCAAGUUUUCUACGCUCACAGUUGAUGACAUUAUAGAAAUAAAUUACAACAGCAAACUGUACCGCAUAAAAGUGCUCGAGGUGAAACCUGAGUCAUCUUCCAAUAGUAUCUGUGUCAUCGAAACUGAUUUGGUGACUGACUUUGCACCUCCCGUCGGCUAUGUCGAGCCCGACUAUCGCACGGAGCAUCGAAAAAGCCAAAAGCCUAAAUUAGAUCCCUCAGCUCAAGGUCUAGGUCCCAUGUCGCAAAGAAUCGACUACGCAACUUCUGUCAAAUCUACCAGCACUACCAGAGCGUUUGUGGGGACGGGUCAAAGCUUGUCCGGUAGGACUGCUAAUAAAAGUGAAGAAAGAGAGUUGGAACGCCCCAUGAUAUCCUUAGACAACGAACCAGCUCCUUUGAGGCUCCCUGAGGGUCAACUUUUUUUUGGAUUUCCCGUGGUUUUACCAAAGAAGGCAUCCGACUCGCAAGACGAGAACACUGAAGAAAGCCAAUUUCAAGGUGCUGGCCAGAGCUUGAGGCAAAGCAACAAGAGGCGAGGAAAAAAGGAUCACUCAAGUCCUCGACCUAAGGCUCCAAAAAGCCCCGAAGUAAUUGAAAUAGAUUAA